AUGAAUACUACUGUGGGGUUCGAUGUUUCCGGGUUCAUCGAGCAAGAGGCCUUCUACGCUGUACAGGACUACUGCGUCACUGCCGUAGCUAUGACUAUAAUAUGGCACUACGUGCUCACACUGGAUAAGGAAAUUGCCUACUUCUGGAGACGCAAGCCGACCGGCGCAUGUGCGCUCUUCCUCGCGAACCAGCGGAAUCCACUUCCUAGCCUGCUCACCGUCUACAACUCGCUCCGCCUCCUAUUUUUCUUGCUCUCGAUCACACUAAACAACAACACCACGAAUUACGCGAGUACCCUCACGAAAUUAGUUGAGCCACUCAUUGGGAUCCUGAUGACGCGCUUCCUCAUCCAGCUGCAGGAGGCAGCCUUCGGCGCGGCUGCGGAGGGCUACGAUUCUGGGUCCACCGCGUCAAUCAGCACUCUGCGCUUUGUGCGCGCAGAUGUGGACAAGUGGGUACGGGACGAGUGUGGGUCCCUUCCGGGGAUGGGAGAGGGUACAGGGCAAGGGGACAUGCAGUGGGGCGAAGAGUGCAUUGAUGCGCUCGAAUGCGUGCGGCGGAAGCUCGGUGCGUUCGAAGAAUACAUGCCGGAGGAUGUCGAAGACGGACACAUCUGA
Molecule: messenger RNA, 618 nt
Organism: Trametes versicolor FP-101664 SS1
Lineage: Eukaryota; Fungi; Basidiomycota; Agaricomycetes; Polyporales; Polyporaceae
Exons: 7
Coding region: 1-618 (205 amino acids)
Source: RefSeq, a predicted model, not a curated record